Molecule: messenger RNA, 234 nt
Organism: Schizosaccharomyces cryophilus OY26
Lineage: Eukaryota; Fungi; Ascomycota; Schizosaccharomycetes; Schizosaccharomycetales; Schizosaccharomycetaceae
Exons: 2
Coding region: 1-234 (77 amino acids)
Source: RefSeq, a predicted model, not a curated record
AUGCGUGUUUUUAUAAUUAUUGCUCUUUUUAUGGCUCUGUUGGACAUUUCUUCUUCUUAUCCUUACAUUGAUAAAGGUAAUGCUAGUAGCACUUUUGCUACUAUCCACAAAAGGAAUAACGGUACAGCAGCAAUUCCUACUUCCGCUUUUGUGGUUUCUGUUACCAAUAACGCUACUAAUUCUUCGUCGGUUCCUGAUUCCAGUGGCGCUGGUUCUUCUUUUGUUGCUCAUUAA